Molecule: messenger RNA, 3353 nt
Organism: Filobasidium floriforme
Lineage: Eukaryota; Fungi; Basidiomycota; Tremellomycetes; Filobasidiales; Filobasidiaceae
Product: glycoside hydrolase
Exons: 11
Coding region: 122-3289 (1055 amino acids)
Biological process (GO): carbohydrate metabolic process; mannose trimming involved in glycoprotein ERAD pathway; endoplasmic reticulum mannose trimming
Cellular component (GO): endoplasmic reticulum; membrane
Molecular function (GO): mannosyl-oligosaccharide 1,2-alpha-mannosidase activity; calcium ion binding
Source: RefSeq, a predicted model, not a curated record
AAGCACUCUUCCGCAAAUCAAAAUAGUCACAUCUUGACGACCUCGUUUCUUUUGUCCUUGGGAGCGGAUCGUACAAGAUGCCGGACCGCUAGAGACCGUAAUCUCGCACCUUUCGUUCUCGAUGCGUCCGUCCGCUCGUAGGAAACCGUCCCUGUGGGCUCUCGGAUUGCUGGUAGCCGGCUCGAUUCAGAACGUCGAAGCUGUAGGGAAGAAGGAGCAGCGUAGGCUACAAGAGGAGACUAGAGCGCUGUGGAAUCAUGGAUACACGAACUACAUGGCUUUCGCUUAUCCCGAAGAUGAGCUCAAACCUCUCUCUUGUCGAGGUCAAGGUCGGGAUCAUGCCAAUCCAGGGAAUUAUGGAAGAAACGAUGUCAACGGAGACUACUCCCUUACGUUUCUGGACCUCCUGUCCACCAUGCCACUCAUACGGGGAGAAGCCGAAUUCGAAAAGGCCAUCGACCGGGUCCUGAGCGAUAUCAAGAACUUUGACCGAGACGUCAAGGUACAGGUCUUUGAGGUCACGAUCAGGAUACUCGGAUCGCUGUUGUCCAGCUACCAGCAGCUCGUUGAGAUCGAAGAACGGCGAUAUCUCGCUCGACGGUCGUCGUCAUCGCUGAACGGAUGGAGAACGCCGUUACGUGUGCAGACCUCCGAGUUCUUGUCUUCCGUCAUCGAUGGAUCACUCUUUUCGAGAAAGGCUCUAUCCGCUGAGGAGGAUGGUCGGAGUCCACAAGUCGAGUCGGACCAUCACCAGAUACCCAGGCGGCUGGCUUUAGCGGAAUACGAACCCUCGAAUCGGGCUCAAAGACUCUUGGCGUUGGCCAAAGAUCUAGGCGAUCGCCUGCUACCGGCUUUCGAUUCACCGACGGGCCUGCCCUUUGCUCGGAUCAACCUUCGUACAGGACUCGAUCGAGAUGAAACCGAAGAGACCUGCGCGGCGGCUACAGGAUCUCUCACUUUGGAAUUCACCGUGCUGAGCCGAUUGACGGGGAAUCCGGUUUACGAGCGCGUAGCCAGGGAGAGCUUCAUGAAUACCUGGUCGAGGAGGGCCCCUACGACUGGUCUGCUGGGAAACUCUAUCGGCGUCAGGCAUGGACACUGGAUGAUGCCGGGCGCCAGCGGCAUUGGUGCUGGAAUCGACAGCUUCUACGAAUAUGCACUCAAAGGUGCAAUCUUGUUUGACGACGAUGCCUACAUGGGCGUAUGGGAUGAUUCCUAUCGUUCUGUGAUGCAGCACGUUCGGUCUCCGGACUUACACCUGUUCAGAAACGUGUACAUGGCGAACGGGCGACCAGUAGGCGCCUUACUCGAUUCGCUAUCUGCGUUCUGGCCUGGUCUCCAAGUGGUUGCCGGGGACGUUGAAAAUGCCAUCAAGAGUCAUCUCCUGUAUUGGCAUUUGUGGCAAAAGCACUCGUCGUUGCCAGAAGGCUUCGACUAUGUCAAUAAGACGGUACUCUGGAGUGGAUAUCCUCUCAGACCGGAGUUCAUAGAAAGCACCUACUGGCUGUACCGAGCGACAAAGGAUUCUUUUUACCUCGAGGUCGGGAAGAGGAUUCUGAAAGACCUGACGAAGCGCACGAAAGUCAGAUGCGGAUUCGCCGUGUUGCAUAAUCUUCAUACCGGAGCCAAAGAAGAUCGGAUGGAGUCGUUCAUGUUAAGCGAGACCCUCAAAUACCUCUACCUCUUGUUCGAUGAGAAGAAUCCGAUCAAUACUGGGUUGAAGGGAACCGUCUUCACGACCGAAGGUCACAUACUGAAGCUGCCUCGGGCUUCUCGCGCUCAGGUUGCUCAGAAUGAGUUAGCCGGACGACAAUACGAGUUUGCCGGAUCUAGUGCUACGUGCGAUGUUCCAGCGACAGCCACCCUUGGUGGCUUGAGAGUCGGCAUCAAGUCGAGAGAGGACUAUGAUUAUGCUCGGACUUUGGUCGAUAUGCCGCUGAUGGAGAAGGAUUACUGGGAUCUUUGGGGAUUUUGUCGGGUGCCACAACCAGGCUUUCACCACUUUGAAAUUGUUCUGACCGCAAACAACGAAAGCGCCCCAGCAACACCGAAGACCAUAUCAGACAAGGAAGCGGCGCAAUCGAGAUGGGACGCGCAGAUAACGCGGUUCUCUGGGGAUCUCGUCGUCAGCGACGCUAAAGACAUCCGCGCUCUGCUCACCCGGACUUCGGACGGUGCAGCGUUCGAGGUGACAAGUGUGGGAAAUCACCGCGUUCAUCCGGGACAGUAUGUGUACAUUCAAGAUCCACUCGUUUUCGCUUCGACAGCUCAGGAGGACGAGAAUCCGAAUACGGCUUCCGGAUGGGAAGGUGGAGCUGGCGGACAGGAUCGGUUCGCGGAGAUUGGCGUGCGCCUAUCUUCUCGCCCGAUCGGCCGCGAGGUCGCCGAGGAAGAAGCUCAUGUCAUUUGGGAAGGUCUAGGAGCGACCGCGACAUUCGGGCGACAGAUUGUGGAGGAGCCGGCCUCAAAAGGCGAAUCGCAGAGCAGCUUGCUAGGGGUCUCGUUGGAACCGCUCCCUUUGGCUGCUCCUCGACGCCAUCAUCUGGGCUGCACGUCUGAUGCUUACAGUGGACAGGCAGCGCCGUUCGUAGCGUUUCCUCAGCGAGGGGUCUGCACGUUUCGAGAGAAGAUGGUUGCGGCGCGUCAAGCUGGAGCGACGGGGGUGGUCGUAUGGGGUAAUGACGAAGAUGCGCUCCUGAUCAGGCCUGCGGACGAUCUCGCCUACGAAUCAGUCUAUCCGAACUCGGACUUGGGAGACGCAGAGGACGAGAUCGCCAUGCUCUACGUACCGAAGCAGGCGGGUCUCGAGGUGGCUGCAGCAGAGUCUCGCGGAGAGGCCGUAUAUGUGGAGGUAACGGCGUACCCGGGAGAACUUCAGGACGUGGAGACGGCGAUAUCGGACGCUCUCGCGGGGGUGGGCGGGACAGUGAAGAGUAUCAUAGGCGAUAACGAGGCCGAUUGGCAGGACGUGAUGUCUGCCCUCUCGGACAUCUUUGGCGAAGCUGGUAUUCGCCUGGAUCAAGAGGGAGGCGGCGAAGGUGAUCUGAUAGGCAGAGAAUUGCCUGUAGAAGCGACAAGACAGCUCGAAGGCAGAGAAUCGAGAGGAGUAGCUGAUCCACAGGAACCUCGACUCGGCGACGAACAAGAUGCAGGGACGAGCCUCGGGUCGAGGAGAAGGAAACGAGUGCACGAACGCGACAGGUCCAGGCGGGAUCAGGAACCGCCGCCACUUAUGAUUGCAGGACUGCCGAUAAGGAACAUGGUCUUGCAACAAGCCCCGUCAGGCUGAUACACGCGGCCAGGUCAUUGUACUUUGUAAUUACCCACUAUCAUAGAAUAAUUAUCUCUUGUUA